Messenger RNA from Piliocolobus tephrosceles (Ugandan red Colobus), 1311 nucleotides. RefSeq lists its product as uncharacterized. The record is from RefSeq and is a predicted model, not a curated record. Lineage: Eukaryota; Metazoa; Chordata; Mammalia; Primates; Cercopithecidae.
AUGCUCAGGGCCACAAAGGUGUGGACACCUAGGAGCCAGGGUCAUUUUCUGAGGACAAUGAGAGUCAUCGAAAGGCACAAGCAGUGGACGGUGUUCGGUGUCCGGCUUCACUCCCAAACCGCACCUGGAGCGUUUGCCGGACGGAGGGGCCCCAGGGCGACGGUUUCCGAACAAACCCAGGCGGCUUCGGUCAGCAGCAGCCCCGCUGCUUUUCCACAGCGCGGGGACCCCCAUCCCCGCCAGCCCCAUCGCACUGUCCCUCUCAGGUCAGAGGAGCCCGUGGAGGACUGCGUGGCAUCAGGACCUGCCAGGAGCCAGGGCGACCUAGAAGAAUCCGGGAACCUGGCGUCCAGCAAGGACGCAGCCCCCGGAGAGGAGAGGCCACCCGAGCAGGAGGGCUGCCUCCUCUAGCAGGUGAGCUCAGCCCGGGCGUCCCCUUCGCAACCAGGCCCGGAUCCCUGCCUGGCUCCUGGAGCCUGGACUGUGCCUUCCGCAAAAGGGUUGCGCUCCAGAAAGUGGCCCCCACAGUGCCCUUCCCGGCAGCAUGGAGUCAACAGUGGUAGCGUUUCUGUCCCGCUCUGCGGGGCUGGGUGUGAAGGGGACUGUCCCAUCCCGCUGUCCUCCAGGAGGAGCAGCACCUUUCUCCCCGCAGACGUUGCUGAAGACGCGGCCCCCUGGUCAGGGGCAGAAAACAGAUCCAGGCCGCCCCGCUCCUGCUGGGUGGAGGAGAAGAAGGGCGGGCAGGUGCUAAGUGCUACUGUGAAACUAAAAAUCAUCAUAAUGAAGAAUGAGUUUCGGCCCCAGUGUCCUUGUGACCUAACACUUUUUCGAGGAAUAAGGGACAUCUGUAAAGUUCUUGGUGUCGUGCCCAGCCUGUGGGACUAUCCCGUGGAUCCCCCAGAGAAGACAGGUGAGAGUCCAACGCCAACACAUGUCCACAAAGGUCCCCUGGUCCAAGAAGCGGGAGAAACUUGUCACCAGGCAAAGGUGGCAUACACUGAGACGCGAGGUAAGGCUCACCGCUCGCGACAGGUGUCCCGCGACUGGCGCAUGCGCAUCCGCGAGGCAGGCGCCGGGACCCGGCUGUCAGGGCUUCAGGUCCCGCUGGAGGAAGAGGCAAUUCCAGUGGGCUCUGGGAACAGCUCUUCGGACUCCAUUCCCGAAAGAGUCUGUGUGCAAGAAUCCGGUCCCAGGAAGAAGGGAAUACAGUCUGGAAUCAUGCUGUACUCCUACAGAAGUGGGAGAACAAGAGUUUCAUUGUUGGUGGAUAUAACGGGAAUUUACUGUUCCAAAAGUAUCACAGCUGCCUAG